GAUCAAGUCAUUAUGGCGACUGUAGUUGUGCAGCAGCCUCUCGGCAAGACUGGGAUGGAAGCUUGGAAUUCAGGAAUUUGUGACUGCGGCCAGGACUUGAAUUCUUGCUGCUAUGCGUACUGGUGCUUUCCUUGCUUUACCUGCACCACCACAGCGGAUUUUGGAGAGAGCACCUGUCUCCCUCUAUUGGAUAUACUAGGCCCAGCUCUCAUGGCCGCGUUUGGAAUUGGAGUAUGCGUUCCACCUGUGGGUCUGGCAAUGAGGGUGGCGGUGCGCUACAAGUAUCAAAUUGGGGGCAGUAUCUGUGAGGACAUCAUGGUGACUUGCUGUUGUAUGUGGUGUUCUUGGUGUCAGAUGAGUAGAGAAAUCAAAGCACGCAAAAAAGAUGUCAGAGUAUUGCAAAGAAAUCCUUUGAUGCAACCAGUUCCAAUGGGAGUCAACCCACAAGUUGUCACUAUGCAGCAGCCGACAGUGAUCUGCACCCCACCGGUAGGACCUGGUCCUGCAGUCCAGAUGGUACAAAUAAAGCCUGGUGUCCCGCCAGGUGCUAUGUAGAUGUUCACCUCAGGCCUGCCACAUGCAUCUCGCACUAGUAAUGUCAUAAGUGAUCCACAGUGUAAUAGCUAACCUGUUUAAUCAAUAUUAAUGAUUUUGUGUGAAUGGAAUGAAUUGGCCGCAUUUGGAAAAUAUAUUUUAUAUGUUUUUAUUUUUUCUUGUUUGA
Messenger RNA from Carassius gibelio (silver crucian carp), 721 nucleotides. Its product is annotated as placenta-specific gene 8 protein-like. The transcript is spliced from 3 exons. Lineage: Eukaryota; Metazoa; Chordata; Actinopteri; Cypriniformes; Cyprinidae. The record is from RefSeq and is a predicted model, not a curated record. Bases 13 to 555 code for a protein of 180 amino acids.